Aureobasidium subglaciale EXF-2481 is the source of this 3810-nucleotide messenger RNA. RefSeq lists its product as uncharacterized. The transcript has 3 exons. NCBI's taxonomy places the organism in Eukaryota, Fungi, Ascomycota, Dothideomycetes, Dothideales, Saccotheciaceae. The record is from RefSeq and is a predicted model, not a curated record. Bases 166 to 3558 code for a protein of 1130 amino acids.
CCAAUCAACGAGUUCCCCGUGUUUUCGAGGCACGUCAUGUUUGGUUUGUGACGCGCUGGAAUUCUUUGGUCAUUUAUUUCCCCGUCGCAAGAGCAUCCUAUACGUGCGACUCCAAUCAAGGCAUUUCUAGACAUCAAUUGAGCCUUGGGCUCCUCCAGCGUCAGGAUGCCUCUAUUCGCUCGCAAGCGCGCGAGCUCGCAGCCGCCACAGCAGCGUGGUCCCCCUCCAAGUUCCUCGGCCGCGAUAGCAGCGAGCGCCGCCUUUCUUAACAGGGAGCCAUCGGCCGCUUCGCUCUCAUCAGCUGCCGCCGCCGCCGCCCUUCGUUCUCAAACAUCGUCGCCGGAACCCGUGGGAUCAAUCCAGACGAAGCGCAUGGUCAGAAGAGGCUCGCAGUCGUCGGUAGCCAGCAACGCUAUCGCGGGCGGCAAUCCGAGAAACAGCAUGGUGAGGACGACUAGUACCUCAUCCAUGACGGACCGAACCUUCAGAUCUCCUUCUCCCGGCGGCAGGCGACAAGACCCCGUGCCCUCUGCAUACGACGCACCGCCUGUGCCCGCUAUCCCCCAAAACAUGGUCAAGUCACAACGAAGGGCUGCCAGUCUCGACGUAACGAAUCGCAUGCCUUAUUCCGGACCGAGCAGCCCGAGAAGUCCUCGAAGUGCCCAGCGCAACACCAGCGUCGACCGAGCCGGCAGAACGCUCAACUUACCAGCACAUCCUGGAAUGAAAAGAGAAGACAGCUCAGGCACAAACUUCUCGAGACCCAUGAGUCCGAGUCGCGCCGUUUCACCUCCUCCACGACCGAACUCGAGUGUGGGUUGGUUCACCUCCCCCAAGGUCAGCAACGGCGCCCCUCGCGAGACUGCUUCUCCAGCCAGGCCACAAUCUGCCAUGGACUAUUCUUCUCCCGCAGCUAGGAAGAUUCAGCAAGAUGUACAAAACGUCGCGAAUGCACCAGUGAAAAAGAACAAGAAGACUAUCGCUGAGGGCGCUCGUCUGGCAAACGGCACAAUGAACACGGCUCCCACAGGAUCUGCUGUGCGAAAUGCAGCACCAGCGUCCGCUCAGCCAAAAGCUGCUGAAACUCAACCUAUACAGGCAGAGACCACGCCUAAGAAGAAGAAAAGGACGACCGUCGUGCCUCCUGUGAACACGCAAACCUCGGGCGCCUCUUCUCUCGCUCCUGUCAAUCUCUCACCGAGCACAGCUUCUUCCGCCAGUCCAAGCUCUCCUCGUGCCGCUGGCACACUGCACAAACAACCAUCUGUGGUUCGUGAGGAUCCCGAGGCAGAAGCCACAGCAGAAGUCCAGAAACCCACGCCUAAGAAGCACUCUUUCAUGAAGUCACUGCGUGAUCGAGAGCCUGGAAGUACCAUCUCAACAUCUGAAGGUCCGGUCAAGGCUUACGUUGCUCCCGGUGGCACUCGUCCAAGAGCUGUCAGUCUGGACGUUCCGAGAGCCAACGGUCAGCGCGCUGCUUCUUCGAGCCCUUCGCGCAACGUCCAUGCUCAUUUCGUCGAGGGCGCAUCCCUUGCCACUCCGCUGAGUGUUAGGCAUCAUCCUCCUCCUCGAUCCAUCUCACCCAUGAAAUCUGCGCUUAGACAGUCGCCAGCCUCAUCUCUUAGAGCUGCCUCGCCCAGCUUCGCUAUGAACGGCGCGGUCCGCCCUCCUCCGAGCGAAACCUCGGACACCACUUCCAUGGCUUCCCAAGAUGGCGUCAAGCCCAGCAAGAAGAAGAGUGUCCGCAUCAGCGAGGACGGUAGUGCACCUGUCCCACCUGCCGCCGUGGAAUUCAAUGGUCGCAGAGAGCUCUCUGGAUCCUACGACAUUAACGAAAUCAUGAGGCCACGAUCAGCCCUCCCUUCUUUCAGUAGUGUCAGAGGUCGCAAGCUUGAACAAGCAGAGAUUCCCGAAAAGGUUACCGAAACUGUGUCUUCUAGCAUGACAAACAGUGCAGCCACUUUGCCAGACCAUCGCGAGACUUCCAACGAUCAUCUUGUGGGUGCCCUACUUGCUCAAGAUCAUGCUCAGAAAGACCGCCAUAUCGCAGAGCCGACAUCCGUCACGAAUGACCCAUUACCGCCUCAGGUCACCAGCAAGGAAACAUCAGCCGAUGCGUCAGACUCGGCAUACUCGGAGGACGAGGCUGAAAUGCAAGUCCAGCCGCCGUCCCAAGCAGAAAAGAUACUCUCCAGUGACGAAUCGGAGGUAUCCAUAUACGAACCAACAACUUCCGAGCAUAACGUAGAAGCUCCAGAGGCCAACCCGAUUGAGCUUGCUGUGCCUGCACUAGCCGUCCAGCCACCUACUCCAGGUGUUGAAGAAGAGACCGAGCCUCCACUGGAAGCAGCUGUCGCACAAUCCACACAAAGACCUGUGCUUAAGCAGCGCAAUAGUAUGCCUGGAGCCUGGGAAGAAGAAGAGUCUAAGCCUGCAGCAGCUUCGAGACAAGAAAUUCGUGAUGAAGCUUUGUUGUCCGAAAACGACUCGAGCGAUGAUGAAGAAGCCGCCUUGCAGCCUGCGCAGACCACAGUAGAUGGGCACUCGCCUAUCCUGCAUCCCAUCUACGAAUCGGACUCUGGCUCGGAAAUUGGUGGUGAUGACUUCACUGAUGCUGAAGAAGAGCUGGAACAUCAUGGUGGCUUUGCCUCUCUUGACGCCAUUGUUGAGAGCCCGGUAACAAAGCCUGCAGCUGUCAUACCUAGUCCUCCGAUCAGUCCACAGGCUAUGCUUCCACCUUCGCGUUCUAACCUCUCUGACUCUUCUACCCUUUCGGACGAGCAGCUCAUGACAGACAACACUGACUGGAACUCGGCAACUGCCUAUUGGAGUAGUCUGAGCAGGAAGAAGAAGUUGGAGCUCGAAGCUGAAGCUGAGGCCGCUAUUGCUGUGCCGGUAGUCGAUUCCGCGCCGAAGGGCAAGAAAAAGAAGCAAUUAGUCGACCAACUGGAUAUAACAAAUCCCACCACAUUCGCGCCGGUUGCAAAUGUUUCCAGAGAUGAUCCGUUCAGACCCGAACAGCAGCAAGAAUCAUCUGCACCCACUUUGCGCAAGUCCAUGCGUGACACUGAGGAGCCUGUACGCACGUCAAACGAGACUCACCUGCGAAAGUCCAUGCGUGGUCCUCCUGCGUCUGCUUCUCCUUCGAAUGAGACACACAUGCGUACUUCUAUGCGUGCUGGCGGCUCGACGCGUUCCGAGGGUGCUAUGAAAACUUCGAUGCGCGGAGACGCUGGGUCCAAGCCUUCGAAGAGAGCAUCAGCUCCUGCUACAUCCAACAUUCCUGGUGCUGGUUCGGCUGCAUUGGCCGCGGCUAAAUUGCAGCCAGGACAGAAGCCAACCAAGCCCGUCGUCGCACCUCUCCCUGCUUACGAUUCAGAGUCUGAUUCCAGCUUCAAGAAGAAUAAGCGUCGUGGUUCUGUUUCGACCGUGGAUUCGGUUGGCAAGUACACCAUGAAGCGUUCAAUGCGCUCGGGAUCGGUAGAUGCUGGAGCUCAACCUGUCGAACGUGGGCGUGCCACUUCACCACCAGCAAAGAACGGAAGCGCAACAAAGUGAGCAGAUCAGACAAUCGCUACGUGGAGCACAUGCCGACGAUACACCGACUAUGCGCGGGAAGAACAAUAGAGCUUCGCGCGAUGCGAAAGCUUCAUCUGGUUUCGGUGGCUUUGGCAAGUCCAAGCCUGCACCUGCACCUGCACCCAAGGCAAGAUCUGGAGGCUUCAGGUCAAGGUUUGCAGAUAGUGAUGAUGAGGAUGAUGCUCCUCGAGAAGGCUUCCGAAGUCGCUUCACUGACUCGGACGAUGAAGA